Engraulis encrasicolus (European anchovy) is the source of this 1455-nucleotide messenger RNA. RefSeq names its product tumor necrosis factor receptor superfamily member 6B-like. Gene Ontology annotation, molecular function: protein binding. The coding region runs from base 24 to 1019 and encodes 331 amino acids. NCBI's taxonomy places the organism in Eukaryota, Metazoa, Chordata, Actinopteri, Clupeiformes, Engraulidae. The record is from RefSeq and is a predicted model, not a curated record. The transcript is spliced from 4 exons.
AAGCGCACCCUAUUUGUAAGGAAAUGUUUACCCAAUACCAGCUUCUGCACACCCUUGCACUGGUGGUGGUGGCCCAUGCCUCCUCAGUAUCUGGCUCCUUAGAGCUCCUCACCUUUACACACACGGACCCUGCAAGCGGCCAGACGCUGCAGUGUCACCGAUGCAAGGCUGGACACUACAUGAGGGCCCCCUGCACCCCUCGCGAGCAGACCCUCUGUCUGCCGUGCCCCGAGAACCACUACACCCAGUUUGACAACUACCUGCCCAAAUGCCUCUACUGCUCCACCUUCUGUGGGGAACACCAGGUGGUGGCCAGGGAGUGUUCGGCAGUCAACGACCGUGUGUGCGAGUGCAAGACGGGCUAUUACAUGCUCGCUGACUUCUGCGUCAAGCACAGAGACUGCCAUCCAGGACAAGGCGUUAAACAGAGAGGUAAUGGGGUGCGAAACACAGAGUGUGAGGAGUGUCCAUCCGGCACGUUCUCUGAUGAGAAGUCGUCCACUGCUCCCUGUGUCUCUCACACCGGCUGUGCAGACAGGCGAGUGGCCUUACAGGGAACGGAGUGGCACGACAACAUCUGCAUGUCCUGUCAUGAACAAAAGGCCCAAGGUGUCCUGGCUCCACUGAGGCCCAUCCUCUCCACCUUCCUGAGCUACAAGAGGCUGCGGCUGGGCAAGCUGCGGAAGCUGGCCAGGAACACCCAGGGGCUGCGGGUGGAGCGCAGGCAGGUCAGCCGGGGCAGACGAGGCAACAACGACGUCUACUUCCCCCCCUCCGUAGAGCGCUCCAGGCUGCUGACGGCUGUCCACCAGUGGGCCGAGAGCGCACCGGAGUCAGUGCUGAGGCAGCUGGUGCACAGGCUGAAGGAGGAGGUGUUCGACACGGGCCUGGAUCUGGAGCUGCUGAUCAGUGACAUUGAGGAGCAGAUGAGACUGUGUGAUGCUGAGGAGGAGAGGAGUCACUUGAAUCACUUGAUUCGCCAUCAUCACCACAGAGGCAACUCCACACAGUUAUUAUAAUAAUUAAUACCACUGUAAAAGACUAAUUUGAAGAAGGCUACUUGAAUACGGUGGCUACUUGAAUAUGAAGACGAGACUCUGCUGUGGCCAAACAGUAGGGCACUCGUCUACCACGCAGCUGACCCGGGUUCGAUUCCCGGCCCAGCUCCUCCCCGUCUCUCUCUCCCCACUCGCUUCCUGUCACCACCUUCACUAUCCUAUCAUAAAUUAAGUGAAAAAGACCAAAAAAUAUAUAUCUUUUAAAAAAGAAUAUGAAGACGAAUAUGAUGGCUACUUCACUUGCGUGCCUAGAAAAAACAAAAAAAUACUGUCCACUUGCACUUGGCCCACAGUCGUUCAUCUCAUUUCAAAUGUUUUGAAUGAAGUUUAUUUUGACAUGUUUUGAUAAGAUCUCUGUUAUGAUUGUUGUCAUUUUCAACAGAAAAUAAAUAUCAAU